AACCACUUCUGAUAGUUAUUUAUUACUUGAUUUAUGAAGUUUAUUCAUCUUGUUGGUUACUUUGUAAAAGAAGCUUUUAUUUUGAAGAUACGGGAAGUAAUGUGUCCGACGCUUAAAAUAAUCCGGCUAAAACUCCUCUCUCGCGGUGUGUAAAGAGUGUUUAAACUACACUUUCUAUCAUUUCAUUAAAACAAAUAAAGUACAAUUAUGCAAUGAAAGCAUUACUCUUUUAAUGUGUACCCGUGUGUUACAUUAACAAACUACUUCUCAUUAUUAAUAAAUUAAUGCAUUACUUGUAUUCUGUUUGGUUUCGCUGUAUUGCUGCUUUUAUUUUGAAGAUACAGGAAGUCAUGUGUCCGACGCUUAAAUGCAUCCGUGUAAAACCUUCGCUCGCAGAUCAUAAACAAACUAAAAGAUUAUAAAAAGAAGUAACUGAGUUUACUCACUUUUAAACGGCUGUAGUGGUUUAAAUAUACGAAUUCACAAAAUAUUAUUUAACUGGAUGAAUAUUUAAAGGCGCCCUUGUUGGAGAAAGUGUAUAAAAUGGAUGCGGGAGGCUCAAAGACAAUGCGAACCAGGGAACUCCCGCCUCUUCCUCAGCGAGGACAGCGAACUCUUCCCACGACGCCGAGUCAAGACGCAGCCGGAGAAGUUCUGAAACCGAAGAAGAAGAGGGUGAGGAAGGAGGCGAGCGGAGGAGACGACCUGAGCGAUCAUGGGAUGGCAAUGGGAGGCCUCGGCGGCCAGAGGGAGUCGGAUAUCGGAGAGCAGCUGUCCCUCGAACCCGGAACGGAGGCACCGCCUCAGAGGAGGAGGAGGAAAAAGAAAGCAGCCACUUUAGUUUCAGAUCUGGACGACGACCAGGCCGACCUGGUGAACGGAGGCGCGGCGGAUCAGACCACCGACGGAGAAGAAGUGGUCAAGAAAGCCAAAAGGAAAAAGAAGUCAAAAGUUGUUGAAUCGCAGCUUCCCAACAACGAGCUGGACGUGGAAGAGGACGACAUCACCGACGGCCCUCCUCCCGCGAUCCCCCAGCACUCCCUGUUCUCGGCCCCGCUGGGUCAGAGCCAGCCGGUGGGGAAAGUCUUCGUGGAGAGGAAGAAAGGUUUCCAGGCCGCCGAGCGCUCCGACUGGAGGAAGACCAGCGACCAGGCGGACAGCGCGGCGGCCGACUUCCAGCACAUGAGGCCGCUCUGGACCACCAGGGACGUGUCGCUCAGAGUGCACGAGGGCUUCAGGGUGUUGGGUCUGUGUUGCCACGGCGCCCUGGCGGGCUGCGCCAUGUGGAACAUGGUGGUGGUGUACAUGCUGGCCGGGCAGCAGCUCACCGCUCUGUCCAACCUGCUGGAGCAGUACCACCGCCUGGCGUACCCCGCCCAGAGCCUGCUCUACAUGCUGCUCGCCGUCAGCACGGUGGCCGCCUUCGACAGAGUGAACUUGGCCAAAAGCUCCACGGCUCUCCAAGAGCUCCUCACACUGAACCCCGUCGCCCUCGCCUCCUUCUUGUAUUUCUCGGCGCUCGUCCUCUCUCUGAGCCAGCAGAUGACCAGCGAUCGGAUCCACCUUUACCCAGACCGCAACGCCACGUUAUGGCCCCCAGGGUCGGAGCACCAGAUUCUGCACCCGUGGGUGACGGUGAACCUGGUGGUGGCGGUGCUGGUGGGGCUGGCCUGGAUCUUCAUCUCCACCCGACCAGAGACGGACUUCACUCACGAGUAUCUGGAGUCCAUGAGGCUGGAACCUCUGAAGCCAGAGGACCAAUCAGAGAUGACCGCCUGAGGAAAAAACAACUGGACAGCUUCAUGUCAUUUUGCACAUAUCUUUGUGACCUCUGAAUGUAUUUUAGAUUAUUUUUGUAUUUUGGAAACGUGAACGUGCUCGUCUCUUUAUAAAUAUUUAUCCAACAAA
Molecule: messenger RNA, 1908 nt
Organism: Pseudoliparis swirei
Lineage: Eukaryota; Metazoa; Chordata; Actinopteri; Perciformes; Liparidae
Product: transmembrane protein 237B-like
Exons: 14
Coding region: 544-1779 (411 amino acids)
Biological process (GO): cilium assembly
Cellular component (GO): ciliary transition zone
Source: RefSeq, a predicted model, not a curated record